AAACACAGCAGACGUAUUCGAGCAGGGAGACGCGUCUGAUAUAAGGGAACUCACACACAAACAAACAUCCCAGACCACGGACACUGUACCUGAAGACCCCACAACUUCAGCAACAUACACAACAACAUGUUUCGAUCAUCGAUCUCCAUCUUCGGUAUCAGGACUCCACGGCCAGAGCAAGAUGUGGAGAACUUACCUGUGGAGAAUUCACCUGCACCACAGUCCCAAUCCCGGUUUGCACGUUUCUCUACCAAUGCGAGAACUAUAGUCGGCUCUUCAGUAUAUUCGCAGUCACCAGGGCAAUCGAGAUGGAAAACACCAAAGAUGCCUUCAAUGGGCUUUGCUCGCCGCCCAGCUUCAGCCGACCUUGAUACUGUCAUCGACUCCUCCAACGGAUCAAAUUCAGCUCUAGCUUCACACUCGGCCGCAUCCUACGUCGGUGCGAUCUCGCAAGAGCAGAUCCGAUCGCCACAACAAACAUACAAUCGUCACCCCGCAGACGUACCACUGCCACGACAAGACCCCUUCGUCGACCCUGAAGUCCAAGAAAUAGCAGAUGAGAUUAACCAUGGACCACGACGACACCGCAGGCGCAAGAGGAGAAGGCAGCACCGCGCUGAUCACUGGACGCGCAAGCGAAGCGACAGAGGGAAGCUCAUGCCCUUUGUGCGUGGCGCAGCAGCGCGUGGAAAGCUCAUUGCGUGUAUCAUCUCCGGUACCUUGCUUAUUAGUGUUCUCACGAUCUACCUCGCAAUCGCCCUCACAAACAAAGACAUCGGCCAAGAGAUCCACAUCCUCUUCAUCCUCAUCCUGCUCAGCAUAACAAUCUUCUUCUGCCACUCCCUUAUCCGGCUAUGCAUGCUGCUCCUCAACCCGCCACGCGAAGUCGAACGCCGACCCGUCCCCAACCUCACUGCGCCAGAGGGCUUCCAACCCAUCGUCCCCAUCCCCGUUCGCCUGGCCCGCGACGACGAGCUUGACUCCGACAACGAUAUGGCCGACAUUGAAGCCGGCGACCCGGAAAAGGAGGUCCUGCCUCCCCCGCCCCCGGCAUACGGGCUGUGGCGCAGCAGUGUAAGGGUAGAUCCGAAUUUGCUGCACUGGCAGCGCGUGGAGGAGAAUAGAGCGCAGUCUGCUAUUUCGAUGCCGAGGAGCAGGAACGAAUCUGUAGUUGCGGCGAGCACGCAUGAUGCGCCUGCCGCUGAAACAGCUGAGGGUCUACGGCCGCCGAGCUAUAUGUCUGAAGACGGCGUGAGUUAUAUCACGGAUGCUGCACCCAGGAGUGUGGCACCUGCAGAUGCGCCUGCGCCUGCGCCUAGUGGUAUCCACCCUGCGUGGCGGACAAGCUAUGUUAUGAGCGAGAUCCGACCAGGUGAAGUGCCUGCCUCCAUGGGCCGACGGUGAUAGGUCGUUCACUUGUUUCGUUUCAGCGUUGUGUACUGUAUCUAGUGGUUCCUUAUUUGAGCG
Macroventuria anomochaeta is the source of this 1467-nucleotide messenger RNA. RefSeq lists its product as uncharacterized. The transcript has 2 exons. The record is from RefSeq and is a predicted model, not a curated record. Lineage: Eukaryota; Fungi; Ascomycota; Dothideomycetes; Pleosporales; Didymellaceae. The coding region runs from base 127 to 1404 and encodes 425 amino acids.